Molecule: messenger RNA, 561 nt
Organism: Ascoidea rubescens DSM 1968
Lineage: Eukaryota; Fungi; Ascomycota; Saccharomycetes; Ascoideales; Ascoideaceae
Gene: RRT6
Product: Rrt6p
Exons: 1
Coding region: 1-561 (186 amino acids)
Source: RefSeq, a predicted model, not a curated record
AUGUUUGUUGGUGAUAAGAUUAACUCGCAAUCUUUAAAUUUUAAAGUAUUUGAUCAAUUUGGCAAUCUUUAUCGGUCAAAAUCUGACAUCUCUGGAAAAUUACGUAUUAUAUUCAAAACUUCAUUUUUAAAUAAUUACAAUAAUAAUAAUAGUAACAGUAAUAAAAUUAUGAAUGAUUAUGAUAUUUCACAAAGAUAUUUUGAAAUUUGUUUUGAAAAUUAUCUUAAAGAUGCAAGUUGGUCAAAUGAUGGUGAAAACAAGGAAAUAGUGAUGGAUUUGGAAAUUGGUUUAAAAUCGAGAGAUUUAAAUUUAAUUAAACAAAGUGAAAAACUAACUCCAUUACAUAAGGACUUAAUUCAGAUUGAAAACGAAAUUGACGAUUUAACAGAUAAUUUAUAUUAUCUUGUUAAAAGAGAAGCAAAUCUAAGAGAUACUAAUGAAAAUACAUACAUUAAUGUUGUCAAGUCUCAAAUCGUUAUAAUAAUUUUACUAAUAUUUAUCAGUUUAUUACAAUUAUUAUAUUUUUACAAUUAUUUAAAAACUAGGAAAGUUAUCCAAUAG